Molecule: messenger RNA, 5169 nt
Organism: Bombus pyrosoma
Lineage: Eukaryota; Metazoa; Arthropoda; Insecta; Hymenoptera; Apidae
Product: 26S proteasome non-ATPase regulatory subunit 2-like
Exons: 13
Coding region: 533-3103 (856 amino acids)
Biological process (GO): regulation of protein catabolic process; proteasome-mediated ubiquitin-dependent protein catabolic process
Cellular component (GO): nucleus; proteasome complex; proteasome storage granule
Molecular function (GO): enzyme regulator activity
Source: RefSeq, a predicted model, not a curated record
CUCCGUGUAACUGACAAGCGAAUAAAAAAAAAGAGAAUCGAAUCUGUUACACGAAGAGUCGAGAAAGCGUCAUCGAAUAUUUUCACGAAUCUCGUCGAUGUAAGAAAUAAUUUUCCGUCAGGAACGAUUCAGUGAGAUUUUGCAAACUGCAACGAUGGCUAAACUCGGUCCGCAAAAGGAGUCAGAAAUGGUAAUCGUAUUAAUAAAAAAAAAAAAAAAAAAAAAAAAUACCAAGUUUUUCAUUCAUUUCUAAUCAAGGAAACAUUUGUUAGAACGAGGAAGACGCGCGCUUGCAAGAAGAGCUGUACCAGUUGGUCGAUGUACUGAUGGUAAUAAUAACGCUAUAUGCGAUUCACUUUCUUAACCUAAUAACUGUCAUAGAUACGCAUGUAAUUACAUUACAUAAAGCGUUAGCUGGUAAAACAAUUUCAAAUUCAAAUCCAAUCGUUACCUAAGUCAAAACUUCAAAACUUUGUCGACAAACAUCGAUCGCAUAUUUUAAUUAAAAUUCGAGGGGAAAGACGAAGAUGCAAUGUUGAUAUCCCUGAGUCAACUUCGAUUGUUGAUGCAAACCUCGACAACGUCGAUGACUUCCGUACCAAAACCCCUCAAGUAUUUGAAGAACUCGUACAAUGAUAUGAAGAACGCGCAUAAAAAGAUUCGAAGGAGGGACGUGAAACGGCAGUUCGCGGAAGUGUUGAGCGUAUUAUCGAUGGCUGGGGCCACGCCUGGUUCCAAAGAAUGUCUGCGAUAUUGCACCGAUGGUGAAGUGACGAACCCUGGUGAGUGGGGCCACGAAUACGUCAGACAGCUCGAAGCUGAAAUUGUAGACGAGUGGACGAACGCUCCUGUAAAGGACGAGGACCGUAUCAGAACACAGCUCACUCCUUUGGUAAACAGUAUCAUAAAAUUCGACAUGAAGCACAACGCCGAAAUACCUGGAUGCGAUCUAUGCUUGGAGAUCGAUCAAUUGAGCUUUUUAAACGAAAGUUUGAAUAGUACGAAUUAUGAGAGGGUUUGUCGGUAUCUGGAGAGUUGCGCGGUCUACAGCGAGGAUAUCGAAAGAAGACAAAUAUUGCAGACCGUGGUCGACCAUUAUCUACGAUUCCAAGAAUAUUGCAAAGCAAUGUUAGUAGCCCUUCAAUUGGGAGACUCGGAUCUUGUGUACAAAUGUCUCACCACCUGCCCUGACGAAUUAAUGCGAAAACAAUUGUCAUUUAUACUCGUAAGACAAAGGGAGAAUCCAUUGAAGAAGGAUUACGAAGGAGGCGAUGCCAAGGAUAUCGAAGCUAUCUUAAGCAACGGUCACGUCAAUAAUCAUUAUCACUUGCUCGCGAGGGAACUCGACAUUCUGGAACCCAAACACCCGGAUGACAUUUACAAAACCUGGCUAGAAACUAAUACCCUGAGACGAGCGGAAUACGACUCAGCCAGGGCCAACCUAGCAGCUACGUUCGUUUCCGGUUUCGUUCACGCUGGCUUCGGUCAGGACAAACUGAUGGCGAACGCCGCCGAUUGCUGGGUCUAUAAAAAUAAGGAGCACGGAAUGCUGUCGGCAACCGCUUCUUUGGGACUGAUACACAUGUGGGACGUAGACGGUGGUCUGGUACCGAUCGACAAGUAUCUCUACACCAACGAUCACAAUAUCAAAGCAGGCGCUUUACUCGCGAUAGGUUUGGUUAACUGUGGUGUUCGCAACGAAUGCGAUCCAGCGUUGGCGCUCCUCAGCGACUACGUGUAUUCCGAAAACGUUACACUGAGAAUCGGAGCAGUUUUAGGACUGGGUUUGGCCUACGCUGGCUCGCAGAGGUCUGAUGUUACGGAACUUUUAACAGGAGUAUUGGCAGACGAAGCAAGUACCAUGGAAAUUGUGUCUCUCGGAGCAAUCGCGAUAGGUUUGAUAAACGUUGGCUCUGCCGACGCUGAAGCCUCGUCGAUACUUUUGCAGAGAUUCAUAGAGCUUACACCUCAAAAGCUGUCUAGCACCUACUCCAGAUUUCUACCGCUGGCGCUGGGUAUGAUCUACAUGGGUUGCCGCGACAUCAUAGACGCACCUUCAGCUGCGCUUGAAGUCUUACCUGAUCCUUACAAGCUUGCUGCACAGACUAUGCUGGAGGUGUGUGCAUAUGCCGGUACAGGAGAUGUAUUGAUCGUUCAAGGACUAUUACGAAUUUGUUCGGAACCGGCGAACGGUGAAGGCGUUCCCGUCACCCCGGUUAACAGUCCUACGAGCUGCUGCUGCGAUCAACGGUCUCGAAUCAUCGAAUCUUCUGAGAAGAGAACAAAAGAGAAAUUAGAGGAGGAGCAUGCAGAAUCAAAGGAUAUUGGAUCGACGCAGGCCAUAGCUACCUUGGGUGUCGCUGCCGUUGGAUUAGGAGAGGGAAAAGAGGACUCGAGGAUCUUCGGACAGAUAGGAAGAUACGGUCCCACAGCUGCGAGACGCGCAAUGCCACUCGCUCUAGGUCUAUCCUUUUUGUCAAAUCCAGACUUGUCAGUCUUGGAUGUACUGAACAAAUACAGCCACGACAACGAUUCUGACGUAGCUAACAAUGCGAUCUUUGCUCUCGGUCUUGUCGGUGCUGGGACGAAUAAUGCGCGUCUCGCCACUAUGCUGAGGCAACUAGCCUGUUACCACGCGAAGAAUCCCACGCACCUAUUCCUCGUUCGAAUUUCCCAGGGCUUGGUCCAUCUUGGCAAAGGUACGUUGUCCAUAUCUCCUUUGCGAUACGCUUCCAAGGUGUUGGACAAGGUCGCCUUAGCUGGAUUACUGGUAGUCCUGGUGGCGUUUCUCGAUUGUCAAAAUCUGAUCCUAUCGAAAUCUCAUUAUUUGAUGUAUUGUCUGGCGCUUGCAAUGGAACCUAGAUGGUUGGUCACCCUGGAUGAAAAUUUGCAGAGUCUACCGGUGUCUGUGAGGGUUGGAAAAGCUGUAGACAUCGUGGGCAAAGCUGGCAAUCCUAAAUCCAUCUCUGGUGGAUACGUUCACACGACACCAACGUUGCUUUCCUCCGGAGAAAGAGCAGAACUUGCUCUAGACGAGUACGAGGCGUUGUCCAGCGUUUUGGAGGGUUUCGUUAUUCUUCGAGAGAAAUCGAACGUUUCCUAGAUUUCCCGCUGGAAUAAUAAAAGACAGUGGAUAAUAAAAGAACACGCCAGAUUGCGAAAGGCAACGCUGGGACAAGUGAUUUAUUUAUUUCAUGAGAUAGUAAUAAGAAAUACGGUCGACAGAAGUGUAUUAUGUAAGGCGAAGAAAUUACUAGGAACCAAAGUGCGAACGACGAAUCGUUUAUAUGAUAUAUCGUAAUGUAUAAUUUUCCAUGCUGUUUUUAAUAAAAAGUAGGAGUAGAAUUUUCGAGAAAAAACAUUCGUUUGAAGAAAAUCUUGUACAAUAACGGAUCGAUACCACACAUGUUUGUAACGCAUCACUUUGACAACGACGAGACGUGGAAAGUACGCAAGUGAUACGAGCAAAGGUUCGAUCGCGUCGUUGAAUGCAUCGAUAAGAAUGCGAAGAGACGCGUGAAUACUUUUUAAUAGGUGUAGGUUUGCGUUCAUUUAACUCGAGGGACUAGCGGAAGCAAUGUGCUCUAUACAACAGAAAUAUACAUUGGUUCGCAUUGCACGGUAAUAUACGACACGGUGCACCAUGAUCUGACAGCGGUCACUAAAUUAAAAUAUAUCAUUAACGUAUCACUCUUGUUCGAUUAAAAACGAGCCGGAAAAACGCGAUAGGACAAAGAAAACGAGAUGAAAAAACGUAAAAAAUGAUGCACGAUCGCACGAAAGAAACGAAAGUAACGUCGAGUAACGAUCGAAAUUUGGCUUCUAUUGAUAGAACAUUGCAAAUGAAAGAGGAAUAUUGCAGUUUAUUGGUUCUGAAAGUGUGUACAAAAGCGGACAGCUAGGAAACGAGAAACGAUAUCACGCGGAUAAGAGAACUCUCUGUUCCUGUCCCUUUUCGUUUGCUCUGCUAAAUAUACGCACAAAUGAUAUAUUCUUUCACGCAGAGUACAUGGUUACUUUUCUCCUUAAACUUUUUGUUUUUUUUUUUUCUCUUCGUCUGGUGAGUUCGCAAAGUCGCAUUGCACAAGAUCAUGGAGCACGUUUCCAUCUUUUCGUAACGAAGCCGUGAGAAAAACACUGCAAGAAAUUUCACGAACGUACGCAACGCGUACUUUAUCGAAAGUGUUCUCUCACGACUUCGCGUGUUCAGAAAUCUCCGCCGACUUUUAUAUAUAGGCACGUAUGACUCAGGGCAAGGCGAAAUGUAGAAUAAAAUGUAAUUUUCAGCUCGUUCAAAGGACGCACAUUCCCGCGUGUAUGUUUCUCCCACCAGAUCGAAAACGCACCCCUUCCCCAUCGUUAUUUCUUUUUUUUCUUUUUUCUUACGUUUUUCAUUACGUUGUAAAGUUGCGACCGGUUCUGAUAUAGGUUACGCUCCACGAAAUCGUACAAAAAUUUGUAUCCCGUUGGAUCAAAUUUAGCAGUUGCAUUUCAACGUACGCACACCUUUUCUUUCGCGUCUUCAGCUUGCCGCCUGACAUACUCGCAUAAGGUAGAACAACUGGCUGUGAUAAAUGUUAUUUUUUUCCCUUUUUUAUCUUCCCGUUCCUCUAUAAUUUUCGUUCAUCCAAAUACACAUAGAUACGUUCGCGAUAUAUAUAUAUAUAUAUCUCUAAUCGCCCACACUGCAGAACUCUUUUUCGUGUAUCGUCGAUACGAGUCAAGGGAAAUCGAGUUAAGGAAAAUCUUACACCUAUGUAUAGUAGUUUGCCAACAGAUACGUCGUUUGCACGCAUGUGUUGAAAUAGUGAAACAACAUGCAAAAUUGACGAUAAUAUUUAAAUACGUUGAUAAUUACGUCAUCCGGCAAGCUGAACUUCCUAUCUACUUACAUGUAUCUUAAAUUUUUCAUGUUGCUUAUAGUAAAAUAUAAUAAUAAUAAUAGUUAAAAAUUAAUAAUAAUAAUAAUAAUAAUAAUAAUAGCGAUAGCUCCUAUGAUAGCAGGCAGCGCGUUCGUGUUAUAACCUUUUGCAAAUAGUAAAUGUGUUCUGUGAUUCAAGCGAAUUCUCAAAAUGGUGUAUAUACGUAUCUGAACGUAUAUAUAUAUAUAUAUAUAUAUACACACAUAUAUAAGUAUAUAUAUACAUAUAUAUAUAUAUAUACACACAC